UGUUUUGAGUUUGUAAUGUCAGGGUCCGUCCUCCCAGUGACUUCUUCUGACAUCUUUAUUGUUGUGUUUAACUCCUUUCAGAACCUAAGAGUGAGGACAGUGAAAGGACAGGAAUAUCUCGGCCGAUCUGGAGCCAAAUUUCACGGGGCCAUGGAACAGAAGUUCUUGUUGGUGGACUGCCAGACUGUGGUCUACGGCUCAUACAGCUUCAUGUGGUCUUUUGAGAAGAUUAACCUCAGCAUGGUGCAAGUAAUCACCGGGCAGCUGGUGGAAUCGUACGAUGAAGAAUUCAGAACUCUGUUUGCUCGGUCCGCUGUCCCAGAAGCCUUUGCGCCGGAGUACAGUAUAGUGGAGCACAGGCCCCAGCGGUGGCAGAACGGGACCGACUCGGUGGCGUCUUAUGUUUCUCAUUCGAGUCAGAUGUUUGAGCGAAGAGAUAAACUGAGACACACCCUGGACACGGUGUACAUGAAAGCGUGCGGGAGGUCGUACAACACGCCGCACAAUGUGGCCGAUCUCGAAAACGAUUAUAAAAGGAACUUUGGAUACAGGCCCAUUGUCCCUCCGGGCCCCAUUAUUCAAAACCGAAUCCAGCAAUUCCAGUCGGCCGAAUCGAGUACCUACUGGAAAAGACACAGCUACGCCGGGGAGAAACCAGAAACGUCUUCCUAUCUGAUCAACAACCGGGGGACCAAUCCCAUGUCGAGCAACUGGAAUCUUUCAGGAGAGGUGGACAACUAUGGUGUGCCGAUGCGAAACGAUUUCACUUCCAAAUACAACGAAGUUCCAGGCGAGCAACUUUACCAAAGCAGGUUCCUCAAGCCAUACAACACAAACCUAAAGAUGCGGAAGUCGUUUCACGGAACGGACAACAGCGUCCGAUCCUUGAAGCAGAAAAUGCCAACGCUGGAGCACACGACCAAGUCAUUCUUGCGCUCCUGGAGAAUAGAGUCGUAUCUUAACAAUUCCGAUUUUCCUUAUGAGGACUCCAGCGAGUAUAUGGAUUAUCCGAUGGUCCAGUACGAGAACGUGGAUGGGGCUGAAAACAAAAUGAAUCCUUUCUACCCGGUGUCCCGCCUGAGGUCGUCACUUGUGUACAAUUCGGCGAUUCCUGAGCAGCCCGAAUCAAAGAGUUUCACCACCGACUCGUCGUCUUCGACUAUCAUUCGCGCUCAGGAUGUUCCGACCAACACCUCGGCGAACGUUUAUUACUCUGCCAUUCACCGAAACCCGACCACGGGACCCGAAAGUCGAUUGAGACAAGACGAGAGCUUUAUGGCUAAAAGACGAAGCUGGCAGUUGCAGGAAGAUCAGACGGCCAACGUGAAUUAUCCGACCAGUAAGGAAGCGUUUACCCCCCUGUAUACGUCUCUUAGCAAAACUUCGGUUAAGAAGGUCGAGAACUUACAUCAGGAUGAGAGCUAUACUUAUAAACGCCACAGUAUAAACGAGCCGAAGCUAAACGCAGAUCACAGUGUUAAUAAAGACGCUCCGACACACGUGUACAGCACACUCGGAAGACUAGAUAAGUAUGGAAUGAAUCCAGUCGAAAAUUAUCCUGCCAACGCACCUGGCAUUCAUCCUCUGGAUGGCCAACGGUCAACGUCGGAAUUCAAUAUCAAGAAGGAAACCGAGAACACAACAUUAAUGACUUCCAACUGGCAAAACCCUCCUCUAAGAACCGUAUCGGUCUCCUCGCUUGCUGAAAGCCGAGGGCACGGAAACGCCAAGGAUUGGACUUCCAUAAAAGAGAGCAAAGUCGUUGAGGGCUCCCCAAAGUUCCUUAAAAAGAGCACCCAAAAAAUCAAGUCCCUGCUCAACAUAUCCGACCGGAAGGAGAAUUCCUCCAGGAGCAAAGGCAGCUCCAAAAUAAGCAACAGCACGGAUACCCUGGUGUCCGACGACGAGGAGGUGAAGACAACGGCGUCUCAGGGAACGCUGGCCAGCAGAACCGGUUCAAUCCGGUCGAUAGACAGCACGAAACACGGGAGAACCAAUUCCAAGAUGCAGCUGAAAGAAAACCACUUCUCCGAGAACGUGGGGAACUCGUCCGCGCCGCGCUUCAGCACCGAAGAGCUCAGCUAUCAGGGCAACCAGAAGAAAGACUCCGGCAGGUCGACGACGUCCUCCUCCACGGUGGUCUCUGCAAAUUCAAGCAGCGCCCAGCUUGGGGGCUCAAGGGGGGCUCCGGAUGGCCUUUCCAGGAAUCGGCUGAGCGACAAACGGGUGUACAGCCGCUUUGAGCCCUUCUGCAAAUUCGAGAAGGAAGCCAACAAGGCGGUGGUCUCGGAAACCCAGAGCAACGCGAGCUCCUUCGAGAAGACGAGGAGCUUCUUCAACCAGCCCAUGGCCACCAGCUCGUCCUUCAUGCAGCAUAACUCGCCAGUCUACCCGCUCUAUUCCGGCAAUGAUAACAAAUUUGGGAGGCUCAUGCAGAAAUUUGUGGGGAAUUUGAUCCAUAAAAAUAAAUGAGAGCUCCUUCCGGAAUGACCUCGGCACUGUUUCUCAGUUUCGUUUCGUUAACUCUAUGCACAUGGAAAAGUAUUGGUUAGUAGGGAAUCGCCAGGUGCUGGAACAAAUAUGAACUGUCACUUUUACCUUCAAUGUAUUUAAUCGGAGUAAACUGGUGUUUCUGAAUUGGCCGCCCGCCUGCCCGCCCGCCUCGUCUGCUGGAUUGCUAUUCCAAUGCACAUUUGGGUCAGCCCGUCACACUAAAAUGAGAAAAGCCGCAUUGCUACGUGUUUAUGCCCCCGAACCCACCUAUGGAUAUGACAGCUGGACCGUGUUCAAGGCCACCAUGCUAUGUAUGUGACCCUGAGGAGACCCUGUACGAAUGGACGAGUCUCUCUCUCUGUCUUUCCAUUGGUAUACAGUGUGUGAUAAGCUAGACUGGGAAAGGCGCUAUAUAAAGAUGAACCCGCUUGUUGAAUAAAAUUCUGGGUGUCGCAGCCACGCAUCUCCAUGAAGAGAAUUGCAAUCAAGCACAAUGGGAUGGGAGUUCAUGUUCAUUUUUUUGUACAGCCAGAGGGUUCUUUUUUUUAUAUACAGUAUAUAUAGAUUUCAGAAUUAAUAGCAAUUUCAAUUUUAAAAGACUUUGUUAGUUCUUCAGGUUUGGGUGGGUGGGGCUUAGGGGUCACAUUCAGGUUAAGAACGCCUCCUUUAAAGCUGGCCAAUUGGCUUCAGUUUGCACAAGUCUGCAAAACGUCCGGUAUUUUAGGUAGUGAUAUGCAUGUUUAUAUUGUCUAGACGGGGCUUUCGUUCAUCCUUUCACUAAACCAGCCUAGUCCAGGGAGAUGGAGCCUGUCCUGGCAGCGCUGUGCACAUGGUAGGAAUAAACCAUGGAGAAGGGCACCAGUCCAGUGCAGAGCAAAGUGAAAAGAAGGAUGGCCAGAUGGAUUCAAUGUUAGCGAGCCUAGUUUACAAUUUAUCAGCAUUUUUCUAUAACAGAGUGAAUGUUUGCAUUGCGCCAUCUGUUGAAAUUAAAAAUGCAAUGACUUUUGUGCCAAUGCACAUUACAAAACAUCUUCCAAUAGAUGAAUAUGCUGAGUGUAAAUUCCAGAUGGACAGAUAUUGGCUUAUAUUAUAUAGCCUAGCUGACCCAGUCCGUGAUUUAUUGUUAUUUGCUAAAGCGUUGAUAAUGUACACCAUCUGUUGGAAUGAAAAACUCAGUAAAUUUUAUUACUACACACAUUAUAAAACACAUUCCAAUAGAUGGAACAUUGUUUAGGCUGAAGGCCAGGAAGACAGAAAUCAGCUUAUCAUAUAUAGACUAGUUGGCCCAGUCCAAGAUUUAUCAGCAUUUGCUAUUGCAGUGUUAAUAUUUGCAUUGCAUCAUCUGUUGGAAUGGAAAAUGUCAGGCAAUUUUAUUAGUACAUGCAAUACAAAAUACCAACAGUGUAACUGCCAGAAAGACAGAAAUUGGCUUAAAUUAUAUAGGCUAGCUGGAACAGUCCAUAGUUUGUUGGAAUAUUCCUAUAUACCAAUGGUAAUGUUUACAAUAUGCCAUCUGUUGCAUUAAAAAAAAUCUGUACAUUUUAUUACUUUUGCAUUAGAAAAUAUGUUUCAAUAGAUGGCACAUGGCAAACGUUAAUGCUGAAUGCACCCAGCAGAGUUUAACAGCCAGGCAGACAGAAGUUGGUUCAUAUUAUAUAGACUAGCUGGCCCAGUCCACUCUUUAUUAGCAUUUGCUAUAGCAGUGUUAAUAUCUGCAAUGUGCCAUCUGUUGGAAUGAAAAAUGAAAUCAAUUUUAUUGUUGAAUAUAUUGCGAAGUGCCUUCCAAUAAAUGAAUAUGCUGAA
Messenger RNA from Polypterus senegalus (gray bichir), 4296 nucleotides. RefSeq names its product family with sequence similarity 83 member B (gene sack1b). Gene Ontology annotation, cellular component: cytoplasm; membrane. Gene Ontology annotation, biological process: epidermal growth factor receptor signaling pathway. NCBI's taxonomy places the organism in Eukaryota, Metazoa, Chordata, Cladistia, Polypteriformes, Polypteridae. The record is from RefSeq and is a predicted model, not a curated record. The transcript is spliced from 2 exons. The coding region runs from base 16 to 2472 and encodes 818 amino acids.